This is a messenger RNA of Geodia barretti, 994 nucleotides long. The record is from the annotation of a GenBank genome assembly. Lineage: Eukaryota; Metazoa; Porifera; Demospongiae; Tetractinellida; Geodiidae.
UCUGUUUACUGCGCAUGCUUAGCCGCGGCUUCUUCCGGUCUGUACUGUAAGAGAGAGAGAGAGAGGGAGGUGUGUAGGGGGAGGACGCGACACGGGAUGCGUGGAAGGCGAUACUCGUCAGCUAUGGAAGAAAACAUCUUCCUCUUCAUUCCCAACAUCAUCGGCUACGCCAGAGUCGUCUUGGCGCUCGUAUCGUUCUAUUUCAUGCCCACUCAUCUCUGGCUGGCCGGCAGUACCUACCUCUUGAGCGGCUUUCUGGACGCGUUCGACGGAUGGGCGGCACGCAAGUUCCACCAGGGGACCAUGUUUGGCGCCGUACUUGACAUGGUCACCGACAGGGUUGCUACGACAUGUCUCAUAGUGGUCCUAGGCCACUUCUACCCGGCCUACCUCUUCUUGUUCCAGUUCCUGAUAGCACUGGACAUCUCCAGUCACUGGGUCCAGAUGUACUCCUCCCUCCAGCUGGGAGACUCCUCCCACAAGGUCACCGACCUCUCCGCGAACCCCGUCAUGAGGUUCUACUACAUGCGACCGGUUCUCUUUACCUUCUGUGCUGCCAAUGAGCUCUUUUUCUGCUCACUCUACGUUCUCUACUUCACUCCAGGCUUCUCUAUCCCACUUUUUGGAGCAGAGGUGGGCAUCUGGACUCUACUGGCCCGUGUCUGUUUCCCCAUCUCCUUCCUGAAGCAGUGUGUCAGUAUCGUACAGCUGGUGGUGGCCUGUCAGAACCUCGGGGGUAUGGAUGCCGCAGAGAGGGCACGCAAACCAACAGACAGCCGCUAGUAUAGUGUAGCAGUAAUAUACGUCAUAAUGUCACUGUACCAUGUAUCCCUUCUUCUACACUAUCCUACUUUUAUUGCAACAACGGUGUUAUGCGCAGCGCGCAUGCACAGCGAGGGUUACGAGUUGGCGUGUCUGUCUUGACACUUGGGACACAGCUAUCUAUCGCAGCUACACUUACGUGGUUUCGCAGGUGUGACAGUUGCAGUCAUUU